Centropristis striata (black sea bass) is the source of this 1640-nucleotide messenger RNA. Its product is annotated as glucose-dependent insulinotropic receptor. Gene Ontology annotation, cellular component: membrane. Lineage: Eukaryota; Metazoa; Chordata; Actinopteri; Perciformes; Serranidae. The transcript has 2 exons. The coding region runs from base 171 to 1433 and encodes 420 amino acids. The record is from RefSeq and is a predicted model, not a curated record. Gene Ontology annotation, molecular function: G protein-coupled receptor activity; phosphatidylcholine binding. Gene Ontology annotation, biological process: regulation of metabolic process; adenylate cyclase-activating G protein-coupled receptor signaling pathway.
UUGGAGCUCUUUGAUAUUUGAUAUUCUAUUCUAUUCUUCGAAUGCUUUUUUAAUGGUGCGAGUUUUGAGUGAUAAUGAACAACAGCUGUAAGGAUAAAACAUAGUUUCUUAUUGCAGCAAUGUCAGCUUUGUGGAUUUCACCUUAAAACUGUUGCAUAAUUGAUAUUAGCAUGUCAUAUUUGAGUGGACAUGUGAGCACUGAGGCUUUUGUGAGCAUGACUCCUGACAGUGUGGACUACAGCAGGGCAGCAUCCCAAAGUGAUGUGAGGCCUCGGGUGAUGGCCGUGAUCCUGAGCAUCGCCUCUUGCCUUAUCAUCUCCACCAACUUGCUUGUGGCAGCGGCUUUAUUUAAGCUACUCCUCAAGAAGAGAAGCCAGAGCUGGUGCUUUGUCCUCAACUUGGCACUGGCCGACACCCUGGUGGGUGUGGCCAUCACCGGCCUGGCCACAGAGGACUUCAACAGCAACAACCAUAUCAAUCAGAACCAGCAGAGCCAUGUCACUGCUGAUCCUCCCACAAACGCCACAGCUACUGCUCAGGGCAAGAGCCGUUGCUUGAUGCGGAUGGCCUUCGUGACAUCACCCUGCACAGCUUCCAUCAUGUCCAUGUUCCUGAUCUCACUCGACCGCUAUGCAGCCAUCAAGAUGCCCCUGCGGUACUCCCAGCUGUCUGGGAAAGGGACAGCAGCUGGGUUCUUGCUGGCUCUGUGGAUCAGCUCCCUCACUAUGGGAUUCUUGCCAGUCAUGGUGCGACAGCUGCAGGCGGAAGGAUACACCGGCUUCUGUGCCUUUUUCGCCGUCGUUCACCAGGUAGACAUGAUCGUGUUAUUCAGCGCAUGCUUCUUCCCUGUGCUGUCUGUAUUCGUUUACAUCUACCUGGACAUCCUGAAGAUCGCCUGUGGCCACCAGAAGCAGAUCUGUCAAGUUAGGCAAGCUGGUUCCAGGACUGUGGAACAUAACGGCCGUCAACAUUGUGAGCAUCAUCACCAGAGUCAGCUGCUAAGGUGCCAUUACUGGACUCAUGUCAAGGCUCUGAGGACAGUGGGGGUUCUUUUGGGCUGCUUCUUGGUCCUCUGGUGCCCAUUCUUUGUGACAUGCAUAGUGCACCUUCUGUGUGAGAGCUGCAAACUCACUGGGGUGUUGGAGAAUCAUCUGUGGCUGUUGGGUCUGUCCAACUCACUGAUCAACCCUCUGGUGUACGCCUUCUGGCAGCGGGAGGUGCGGAUGCAGUUAGCAGCCAUGUUUUCCUGCUUUCCAGGCAGGUCGUUGGCUGCUAGACCACCAAGUGCCACAGAAAGAUGUGACCCACUGCCACCUGUGCUGACUCAGGCUGGUGCUUCUGGUGGGGAUACCCACAACCCUACACUGUUGCGGCCAAUUAUUGGCAAUGACAAGGCUCACACUGGGCCACUAUCUGCAACAACCAGCUUGUGAAAGAGUGUGUUAUCAAUGUGAUAUUGUAGAGUGAAGGUUUGUGAGCCAAAAAUAAAUACCUAAAGUAUUACUUUCAAUAUUAAAUUUCCAUGGUACAUUGAUGUUAAUUAAACUGAUUACACACAACUUCUUGUCUCACUCCAUCACACUUGAACUAUUCUGCAGCAGAAUUAUUACAUGGGCCUCAGCCCAUUCCGACAAAUAAUA